UCGUCAAUACGUUCAAUAAAGCCUAAAUUUUUCUUGGAAUUACAAAAAAGUUUUUCUGCCAGCACUAUUAGAACUUCACCAUAUGAUGAUACCUAUAAAAACAUGAAACUUACGAAAAACACCAGAGUUAUUUGUCAAGGUUUUACUGGAAAACAAGGAACUUUUCAUUCACAACAAGCAAUUGAUUAUGGAACCAAUUUAGUUGGUGGCGUAGCACCUAAAAAAGGUGGCCAAGAACAUUUAGGAAGACCCGUAUUUAACACUAUAGCUGAGGCAGUUAAUGAAGUUAAACCAGAUGCUUCUGUAAUUUAUGUACCUCCACCUUUUGCAGCAAUUGCUAUUAUAGAUGCCAUUAAGGCUGAAAUUCCUCUGGUGGUAGCGAUUACAGAAGGAAUUCCACAGAAAGAUAUGGUUAAAGUAGUAAAAGCUUUAAAAAAUCAAAAUAAAACACGUCUUAUUGGUCCUAAUUGUCCCGGAAUUAUAGCACCAGGUGCUUGUAAAAUCGGGAUUAUGCCUGGACAUAUCCACAAAAAAGGUGUUGUUGGAAUUGUUUCAAGAUCUGGUACUUUGACAUAUGAAGCAGUCAAUCAAACUACUCAGGCGAAUCUUGGUCAAACUUUAUGUAUUGGAAUUGGCGGUGAUCCAUUCAAUGGAACAAAUUUUGUAGAUUGUUUAAAAUUGUUCUUGGAAGAUGAACAAACAAAAGGCAUUAUACUAAUCGGAGAAAUUGGCGGUAUUGCUGAAGAGAAUGCGGCAGAAUUUUUAAAACAAUAUAAUUUGACCCGAUCUCAGCCAAAGCCUGUGGUUUCUUUCAUUGCUGGUUUAACUGCGCCACCAGGACGUCGUAUGGGCCAUGCAGGGGCUAUAAUUGCUGGUGGUAAAGGUGCUGCAACUGAUAAAAUUAAAGCAUUGGAAAGUGCUGGUGUUAUUAUUUCAAAAAGUCCUGCUAAACUCGGAGUUCAUUUAAGAGAAUCUCAAAGUUUGAUUCAACCAAGAAUUAAAGAAGUAAAUGAAGAAAGUUUCUUUUAUGAAAUAUUUGAUUCAGCUACUUCAGGUGCAGAUAUAGGAAGAACAGUUAGAGUUUCAGUUCUAAAAUUUAUGCUUGUUCCUGAAGAAACAACUCAUCCAUGGACUCCACCACCAAGUUUACCAAAUGCCUUUGAAAAAUUCACGAAAGCAGCAUGUACCUCCACCGUAACAGCUGCAAAAUUCGUGACUAUAUUAAAAUCUUUUGAUUAUUCAUGUGAUGGGCCGAUUUUUCCAGAAGAACAUCCACUUGCAACCAAAACCUGGACCUGUAUUCAUAUUUCAUGUGAUUUUCCAAUUGAAUUGAAUGGCUGUAUUGUACUUCGAGAAAAAGUGGUAAUGUGGUCAAGUCAGCAAGUCAAUAAAUAUUCCUCAAGAAUUUAA
Entrophospora candida is the source of this 1410-nucleotide messenger RNA. NCBI's taxonomy places the organism in Eukaryota, Fungi, Glomeromycota, Glomeromycetes, Entrophosporales, Entrophosporaceae. The record is from the annotation of a GenBank genome assembly.